Molecule: messenger RNA, 975 nt
Organism: Symsagittifera roscoffensis
Lineage: Eukaryota; Metazoa; Xenacoelomorpha; Acoela; Convolutidae
Product: motile sperm domain-containing protein 2-like
Exons: 4
Coding region: 149-913 (254 amino acids)
Cellular component (GO): endomembrane system; endoplasmic reticulum-endosome membrane contact site
Source: RefSeq, a predicted model, not a curated record
UGGUCUCGUUAUACUGACCUUUCGCUCGUGUGUUUCCACAGACAAAUGAAAGAUAAACUAAUUGUUAAGUUUUGGUGCAGUAAAAUCGACGUGUAAAAACUGAUACUUCGUGCUGCAAAUAUUGUUAUGCUUUUUGUUCAUUGCAAAAAUGGCUUCUGAAAAUAGUGUUGGUAUUGCUGAGCAAAUACGGAACGAGUUUGCCCGCCAAUUUGGCGAUAAAACGGAUAAUUAUAUUUGCGGCGAAUCAGAAAAAUUUCUGCAAAAUGACGGGCUUUUGUUGCGCUUUUACAACCACCAGGAGGAAAAAGUGAGCGAAGCUGUUCAAAUGCUGGACAGGUUUCUGAAAUGGCGGAAGUCGUUUGGAGUUGACUCUAUUUGUGAAAGUUCAAUUGCCACUGAAUUUCUGGAACGAGGAGUAAUGUACACCAAAGGUCUCACCAAACAGGGCAAUGAGAUUCUGUGGAUCCACUCUAGAAUGUGGCUGAGCAGAGGACGCGAUGUGAAACAAGGCACAGUGCUGCUCACUCUCAUUCUAGAGAGAAUUCUGUGGGAUCGGAAGCGUCCCAAUCAAGCACAGGUGUGUGUAGUGAUGGACAUGACUAGUGCUGCAGUGUCCAACAUUGACAUGGAGAUGAUGAAGUUCGCCGUCAACUCCGUCCAGAACAUGUAUCCCCUCAUAGCACAGUGCAUCAUCAAUUUCCAAAUGCCAUGGGUGUUCAAGGCCGCUUGGAAAAUUGUCAAAUCGUGGCUCAACCAGCGCUCUGUGGAAAAAGUGCUGUUUUGUGGAGCAGAAGACAUUGGAAACUACAUAGACUUGAAAUAUGUCCCAAUUCACAUGGGCGGGACUAGUGCGUAUGUUUAUGACAAUAAAGUGACAGGAAUUGGCAACCCAGAUGUGAUGGAGGAAAAAUAAAUUAAAAUUUUGUUUGUACAUUUUUUGUAACGAAUUGAUGAAUAUUAAUCUUUUUAAAUUGU